Molecule: messenger RNA, 3677 nt
Organism: Linum trigynum
Lineage: Eukaryota; Viridiplantae; Streptophyta; Magnoliopsida; Malpighiales; Linaceae
Source: the annotation of a GenBank genome assembly
GGGACUGGUCCAGGCCCAAUUUCUCGCCUCUCCGUAGAUUCUUCUAGACUUUAGUCAACACAAAACGAAAAACAAAACCCCUCAAAAACCCUACACAACUACCAGCAAGAGCUUCAGCUCAGCCAUUUUCCGCGAGCUCUCAUUGGGGAAUUUUGUCCAAGUGUUCUUCACGUUAUAGGAUCAUCAUUAUCAUCAUCAUGUACCGAAUUGCUUCCAGACUUGCUUCUUUAGCGCGCUCAAGUGCUUCGAAGAAAGUGGUGUAUAGUAGGGUUAUCAGUAACAGAAGUUAUGUGGCAAAGGAUAUCAAUUUCGGGGUUGGGGCUCGUGCAGCAAUGCUGCAGGGUGUUAUUGAGGUGGCAGAUGCUGUAAAAGUCACAAUGGGACCAAGGGGGCGGAAUGUUAUAAUCGAGAAAAGCAACGGGAGCCCCAAGGUAACCAAGGACGGUGUUACUGUUGCUAAAAGCAUCCAAUUCAAGGACAGAAGCAAAAAUGUUGGUGCUGAUCUUGUGAAGCAGGUUGCCAAUGCUACUAAUACUGCUGCAGGGGAUGGUACAACUUGUGCUACUGUGCUGACUCAGGCAAUACUAACUGAGGGGUGCAAGUCUGUAGCUGCUGGUGUAAAUGUGAUGGAUGUGCGGAAUGGUAUUAAUAUGGCUGUUGAUGCUGUUGUUUCUGAUUUGAAGAAGGGAGCAGUAAUGAUAAGCACACCGGAAGAAAUUACACAGGUGGGCACGAUUUCUGCAAAUGGUGAGCGGGAGAUUGGAGAACUUAUAGCAAGAGCAAUGGAGAAAGUUGGGAAGGAAGGAGUAAUCACUGUUGCUGAUGGAAAUACUUUGGAUAACGAGUUGGAAGUAGUGGAAGGAUUAAAGUUAGCUCGAGGCUACAUUUCCCCAUACUUUAUUACUGAUCAGAAGACCCAAAAAUGUGAACUCGAGAAUCCUAUGAUUCUCAUUCAUGAAAAGAAAAUUUCAGAUGUGGCAUCCCUUGUGAAAAUAUUGGAGUUUACCGUCAAUAAAAAUAGGCCGCUCCUGGUGGUGGCAGAAGAUGUGGAGAGUGAAGCUUUGGCUAUGCUUAUACUGAACAAGCAUCAUGCUGGAGUGAAGGUUUGUGCUAUCAAGGCUCCCGGCUUUGGGGAGAAUAGACGAGCAAGUUUGGACGAUCUUGCUGUUUUCACUGGUGGAGAGGUUCUCAGUGAAGAUCGUGGGUUAACUCUUGACAAGUUUCAGCCUGAAAUGUUUGGAUCUGCUAAAAAGAUCACUGUUUCUCUGGAUGACUCGAUAAUCAUGCAUGGUGGUGGAGAUAAGAAGGAGAUUGAAGAAAGAUGUGACCAGCUUAGGACGUCCAUAGAGAAGAGCACCUCAAUGUUUGACAAGGAAAAAGCACAAGAGAGAUUGUCAAAGCUGUCUGGUGGUGUUGCUGUCUUCAAGGUUGGCGGCAUUAGUGAAGUAGAAGUUGGAGAGAAAAAAGACAGAGUAACAGAUGCCUUGAAUGCAACCAAAGCGGCAGUUGAAGAGGGUAUUGUUCCAGGAGGUGGCGUUGCUCUUCUGUAUGCUUCAAAGGGUUUGGACAACCUUAAAGCUGAAAAUGAGGACCAGAAAAGGGGCAUUGAAAUAAUCCAGAAUGCUCUCAAGGCACCUGCACAUACAAUAGUAUCAAAUGCUGGCUUUGAUGCUGCAGUAGUUCUUGGCAAAUUGUUGGAUCAAGAGAAUCAUAACCUGGGUUUUGAUGCUGCCAAAGGUGAAUAUGUGGACAUGGUGAAAGAAGGAAUUAUAGAUCCACUGAAGGUCAUUAGGACAGCCUUAGUAGAUGCUGCCAGUGUCUCGUUGCUGUUGACGACCACAGAGGCUUCUGUGACGGAGAAUCCAAACGAGAAGAAACCUCCCAGUCGGAUGCCAAAUAUGGGUGAUAUGUACUAGAUAUCAUAUUGCACAGAUGCGGCUAGUAUAUUCUCUUAGUGAUAGGUUGUUUCAGCGGUCCUUGUUGGUCGAAAAUUUUGAAGUAGUCUUGUAGAACUACCGAAGGCAGAUUCGUAAACAGGCAAAAACUUGGACCUUGGAACUGUGGUGGAGGGAAAUAUGCGCCAGGGUGGGCUUAGUGAUUACAAUUCACUUUGUGGAGACUUGGUGUCAAAGCAAUGAACUUGGUAAAAAAUUGUUGAUUAAGUUCUGGCAGUAGCAUUUUGAGGGCAAGUCUUACCAUCAUACAUCAAAACCGAAAAAAAACAAAUCCAACUAGAGAUCCAAGUUGCAAUUGCGUGUCCUAUAAUCCUAUUAUAUAUGUUUGCUUAGGUUGACCUUCAUUAUUCAGCCAUUUCCUUGCGUUUGGAUUGUCGUUUAAGAAAGCUUGCUGAAAAUAAUGCAACAACUAAUAAGCUUGUUUUUCUGUUCCCAACUUGCUAGCUAGUUGACAUUGGAGCAUGAGUUGUUGCUCCUUUAAUUUGCCUGCUGAUUAUAAGUUGACUUUUGAUUCAAUAAGCGAAAUCUGGCUACCGUGCUAUUAUUCUCAUCAGGGAGAGGCCUUUAACUUGGUUGGCGUACCUUCCAUUAAAGGGGCAACUCACAAAUUGUUGUAUUUGUGGGUGACCUCAUGGACAGGGAUAGCAAAAAUAUUCGUAACCGUGGAUAUCCACCCGAAUCCGUCCUAAUCGGGUAGGGUAAAACCCGAACCCGAAGCAUUUUUCGUGAGGACGGGUAAAACCCGAACCCGAAUGUUGCGGGUAAUGGGUGGGCAUGGUUAUCUCACUAUCCAACCCGAACCCGCCCGAUUACACACAUACAUAUGUAUUUUGUCUAGAAAUAAUCAUUAUUUUUCUCUAGAAUAUUUUAUAUUUAGCAUAUAAAUAUAAUAUUUUCAUGAAAUUAUGUUGUUUUAAUUAAUUUUCGUCAUUCUAGUGAAUUAUUGUCGUACUUUUCCUCUUACGUAAUGUGAGUAUACGUGUGAAUGUUAAUAUAUUGGUUGGAAUUAUAUGGAUAAAUUAUUACCCAUGGAUAACCGUGGAUACCCGAAACCCGAACGGGUAUGGGCAUGGUUUUGAUUUUCUACCCGUUUCUCGUAUGGGUACAGGUAUGGGUAAAACCCGAACUACAUUGGGUAGGGUAACGGAUAUGCACUAUCCGCCCCCGACCCGACCCAUUGCCAUCCCUACUCAUGGACAACUCGAUGAAUGUGAUUGUUUAUGUUAGGUGUCCUGCACCAUAGUGUCUUUAUUUUGGUACACUUUUUAGUAUUGUACUAUGCAACAUUGCAAAUAAUCUUGUUCAACUAUGGAACUUAACAUGCAAGCCCCUCAAGGCCUCAACUAUACCAAUGUUCUCCCUUAACCCGUUUGGUCUGGCGAAACAGGGAUUGGUCCAGUGGUUACACCAUUGGUUUUGAAACUGGAAUCUUCAGAUUCAAAUCUUAAGUAACACCUAACUUUAAAAAUGAAAAUCGAUAUCGUCCGUAUAUGCCAUUUUGUCUAGAAAUCGGCAAAGAUAAAACAAAUUGUGAGGUUUCAUUUUACAAAAUCCAUGAAACGAGUAAACAAUGGCCUGAGUUCAGGUCCUUAAACCUCUUUUUUAAGGAUGAUCUUAAAGCGUUGUGAUUGGCUGAUUCAAUUUUUGGUAGUUAAUGAGGAGUUAUUAGUUAAUUAGUUGUUAGGGGUAUUUAGGAAAUUAUAAUUAAAUUAAAAACGUUCG